Molecule: messenger RNA, 695 nt
Organism: Dentiscutata heterogama
Lineage: Eukaryota; Fungi; Glomeromycota; Glomeromycetes; Diversisporales; Gigasporaceae
Source: the annotation of a GenBank genome assembly
ACAUGGAUAAAUUAUUAGAACACGUUAAAAAUACGGUUAUAAAAAACAAAAUGGAAGAUGAAGUUAUCAUUCUUAAUGUUGGUGAAACAACUUUAGAAAUAUUAUUUAAUCCUAAAGACCCUGAAUCAAUCAAACCAAUUUAUCCUGGUGGUAAUGAAUACUUUAUCGAUCGAAAUGGCCAUGCUUUCUAUUGCAUUUUAGAAUAUUAUCACACUGGUGAAAUCCUCUGGAAUGAUGAACUCAAAUCCAAAGAAUUUCCAGUUUCGAAACAGACUAUAGAUUUAGAAAUAGAAUAUUUUAAGAUCCCCAUUUCUGAUAACCAUAUUAUCCAUAAUUUACAGGAGGGUGCUUCAGUUUUUGACAAAUUUUGCGAUUAUUUGAUACUUUUUAUUAAUAAAGCAAUAAACAGAUUUAUUUCGGAUAUCUCUGUUACAUAUUAUAUAGAUGGUUCUGGUUCAAAUUGUUUUCUAUUUGAUAAUUAUGAGAAAGGAAGGUGGCAUCACGAAUUUAAUAAACAAGGAUAUGCAUUUUGUUCCAAUGAAAAAAUUGUUGCCGCAAUUGGAAAACGAUUAGCAAACCAUUUUGCAUCUAUUAAAGUAAUGUUUAACCAAGGGCAUAAUCAUCUGGUUCAGUACGCAAGUUUGGUAGUGACUGAAUACUUAGACAUAACUAAGUUUGCAGAAAGUCUUUUAUAA